This is a messenger RNA of Rotaria sp. Silwood2, 1032 nucleotides long. NCBI's taxonomy places the organism in Eukaryota, Metazoa, Rotifera, Eurotatoria, Philodinida, Philodinidae. The record is from the annotation of a GenBank genome assembly.
AUGGCUUCUAACUAUACACCAUCAAAUGCUACAGAAAAUCUAUCUGAAUCAUUAUCAUCAUCACCAAAAGUAAAAGAUGAUUUUCUUAAUGAACUUCUAAUAUGUGGUAUAUGUCUUUCUCGUAUGUCAUCUCCAUGUUGUCUUCCAUGUGCACAUUCAUUUUGUCGUUCAUGUUUACUUGAUUAUGCUCAAAAUAAUAAUAUGAAUACAACAACACCAAUUUACUUUAUUCUUUGUCCAUAUUGUAAAUAUCAAUUUAAUUUUCAUUCAUAUGAACAUUUUGAAUCAAUAUUAAUUAUUAAUCCUAUACUUAAUCAACUUUGUGAAGCAUUAGAUACAUCAACAUUAAAUUCUAAUCAACAACAAGAACAACAAACUCAAUCAAAUCGAAUCUAUCAAGCACGUUGUCAUACAUGUUGUUUACCUAAUAUGUUAAAAAUAUGUAAACAUUGUUAUUUUAUGCUUUGUGAAACAUGUCGACGUACACAUUUAUUAGAUGUUCAUCGUGAAAGUAAAUUACAAUUAGAUUUACUUGAAACACAUAUUAAUUUAAUAAAUAAAAAACGUUUAGAAUUGGAUAAAAUGUCACAAGAAUAUGAUAAUAUACGACAGCGUAUAGAAAAUUAUGUUCAACAUGUUAUAAAUGAAAUUGAAAAACAACGUGAUCAUGCUUUACAAAUAAUAAAUGAACGACAAAUUUCAAAUGAUAAAGCUUUUUGGAAAGGAAAUGGUUUUGAUAAUGGAGAAAAAUUAGAUUUUUUUAUUUCACUUUUACAAAUAGGUCAAAAAAAAUUAUUAGCUAAACAUAUUACUGAUAAAGAACUCAUGGAAUUAGCAGAUAAUUUACAAACAAUACCUGAUAUCAAUGAAAAAUUAAUUGAAUUAAUACAAUUUGCACAAUUAACAUUAGAACUUGAUGAAACAUAUUCAACGAAACAAUUUAUUCGUGUAUAUGAUUAUCAAGAAUUUUCUAAUCAAGAAAAUGAAAAACCAACUAAUGAAAAUCAACAAGCAGAUUGUAUUAGUUCAUAG